GAUGUCACUGCGCAUGUGCACUGUCGUCUCCUCUUUUAAGCCUCCUUGGAGAACGCCGUGUUUGGCACAUGUCCAUUUCCUGGUUUUCCCUGCUGGGAGCGGCCGCUGCCCUCCCGACGCACUUCCCUGCUGGACUACAGUGCAAGGGACAGUAAUAGGCCUGAGCGUCCCCGUGGCGAUGAGGAGGGCGUGUCUCUGGACGUUGGUGAAAUGUCUCAGCGUGUCCGGCCUGCUCGUCCUGUCUGCUCACAUCUUCACCGUGAGGAGGAAAGAUCCGGCGACGCCGAGCCCCCUCCCAGCCGCCGAGUACCGGCUCCUAUCCCCUGACACCUAUGGGUACACCCUGACCCCGGCCGCUGGGUUCAGGGACACCCCCCCCUUCCUGCUCCUUCUGGUCCCUGUGUCCCCUGGGGAGGCUGCAGCCAGGGAUGCCGUCAGGCAGACAUGGGGGGCUCCAGGGCGGGACAGCCGAGCUCUGUUCUUCGUGGGGCUCCCUGAGGGGGGGCGGGGCUCCGGCGUCCAGGCCCAGCUGGAGGAGGAGAGCAGGACACACGCAGACAUCGUCCAGAUGGACUUCCAGGACAGCUACCAAAACCUGACCAUCAAGACCCUGAUGAUGAUGAGCUGGCUGGCCAGCCGCUGCCCCAACGCCUCCUACGCCAUGAAGGUGGACGCGGACAUCUUCGUCAACGUCUUCCUCCUGCUCCGCAGGCUGAGGAGCUCGCCGCAGCGGGGCUUCAUCAGCGGCUCUGUGAUCAGUGAUGGUCGGCCCCGCAGGGACAGCAGCAGCAAAUGGAGUGUGUCGGAGGAGCUGUACCCCGCCGACAGCUUCCCCCCGUACCUGUCCGGAGCCGGCUACGUCUUCUCGGCAGACAUGGCGGCCAGGAUCUCCUGGGCGUCCCGGUUCGUCCGGAUGCUCCCCCUGGAGGACGUGUACGUGGGUCUGUGUCUGCGCGUGCUGGCCGUGCGGCCGGUGUACUCCCGCAGCCUGCUGCCCCCCAGGAACCUGUUUGAGAUCCAACACCUGGACUACGACAGGUGCACCUUCGCCAAACUGGUCAUUGUCAACGGGUUCACACCGUCCCAGCUGCUGCACAUGUGGCAGGACUUCUCCUCAGGCCACAGCAGCUGCUGACUGCCAUUCUGGGGUUAACCUAACCCUCUUAGCAUUAAGGAAACAAGGAAAGGAAGCCAUCAGACACAGCCAUGGGGGGUGGUAUAUUAUUAGUGUUCAUUAUCAGGGAAUUUAACUAAUGGGCACUUUACUGAGAGGAGAGGAAUGUAGUUCUGAAAUGAGAUUGUCAAUGUCAAUAGUCAAUCAGCUGAAAAUGAUGGGAAACUGUUGAUUAUUUUAAUCAUUACGUAACAUACACAAGAUGACAUCUUCAAAUGUCUUGUUGUUUUGACCAACAUGUUCAGUUUAUUGUCCUGUAAGUCAAGAAAAGCAGGAACCAUGAAAAGAAGGGCAGAUAACGUUUCUGUUGACCAACAGAUUGAAUAGCUAGAUCUUUAAUCAACAGUGGUCAGUUUUUAGGUCAUUUAAAGAGAAAAUAUGCUAAACACAAUCAUAUCACUUUUUUCAUUUAUUUCUAUCAUGGAGCCACCCUAACAACCCAGCAGAAAGUCUGAAUGUAUAAUAUUAUAGUGUAUGAUACA
This is a messenger RNA of Sander lucioperca (pikeperch), 1656 nucleotides long. It is a transcript of the gene b3galt8, whose product is annotated as beta-1,3-galactosyltransferase 2. The transcript is spliced from 2 exons. Gene Ontology annotation, cellular component: membrane. The record is from RefSeq and is a predicted model, not a curated record. Lineage: Eukaryota; Metazoa; Chordata; Actinopteri; Perciformes; Percidae. Gene Ontology annotation, molecular function: N-acetyl-beta-D-glucosaminide beta-(1,3)-galactosyltransferase activity. Bases 2 to 1135 code for a protein of 377 amino acids.